This is a messenger RNA of Rubroshorea leprosula, 1393 nucleotides long. The record is from the annotation of a GenBank genome assembly. NCBI's taxonomy places the organism in Eukaryota, Viridiplantae, Streptophyta, Magnoliopsida, Malvales, Dipterocarpaceae.
AUUAGUCGUAUUCUACUAGUGCAUCACUUCUUUCUUCUACCAACUUAACUAUGAGGAAGGAUGAAAACAAGAUUCAGAGCUAGGCAUAAAAGAGGAUACAAUUUUAAAAAAUGAAGUUGCUCAGACAAGUAUUGUGAUGCUUGCAAGCCUGUCAAAUGUCAAUUAUGUCAUUCUGUAUAAGAUUUACUUAUCUGAUGUGUAGAUAACGUAUGUGGUGUAUAAAGGCUGAAUCAUUUUGCAGGCCUUUGGUUCUUCAAAUUAACCUGCAAGCAAUCAAUCUCUAAAACCUUAUGUGAUGUUGGUGACACCUUGCUGAAAAGGCAAGGGGCCAAGCACAACAAUCAUCUCAAAAACCGUGGAGACCUUUUGGAUUUUUAUAAGAUCCAUACAUCAAUUCAGGAAUGCAAAACAUGGAUUGGAGUUCUAUUAGGUGUUAUGGUUUCGAUAGGGUUUAAUUGCUGUACUUGUAAGCCGUCCAUUGGCCUUGAAACACCUAACAAAUGCUCAUUGAACGAGCAAAAAGCAAUUAGAAAGGCACUGUCAUCAAGAGAAAUUAAGAAUGAUUCUGGUUUUAAUCUCUUGGAGGUGCUCAAUUUCAGUCAGCUGGGAGAAUGAGAGGAUGUUGAUCAGUCUAUUAUACCUUGAGUAGGUCACUUUCUGUUGAGUUGUCAUCGACUAAGCUGUACCACAGACUCUAGGAACAUCUCAACCCAUAGUGACUCUAACUCCUUGAAGCAGGGAAUUCAAGAUGAAAACAGAGAGAGUCAACCAUGACAACCAGUAGCUAACCAUGGAGAUCAAUGGUAUAGUAUUGGAGACCCAGUGGCGGCAAACGUGGUUUGCUCAAUAUGUUUUUUGUCUUGCAAUGGUGAUGAAGAGAUUUGAACCCACUUUCCAACAUAGGUCGCAUCUCUCCUGAUAAUUCAGCCAACACCAGCAGUGUCAUUUUUGCUAGCAGCCCAGGGAUGACAUGGCAAGUCUCCGAAGUGAAGAAAUUUCAUCCAAGAUCAAUCAAUGCAAAGUGGAAGAUGCAUAAAUCUUUAAGGCAAUCAAGUGCCAUAUUCUGUCAAAUUAGUCGCUAACCAACAGACAUGAAAUGUGGAGGGCCAAGUUAAACUUGCUAAUGCUGUCUUGAAUUUUGAUUGCAAUAAUGGAUGCAAUUUGCUAUUGAGUACAAAAGAGCGUUGUGAGAUAGGGUGUAUUGGGAAGCUUCUAUCGAAGCUAUGGACGAGAUUUUAGCAAUUGUAUCCAUUUCUUUACGUAGUAGAAUUUCUACUUGGCUCUUCCAGCAAAAUUUUGUGGUUGUUCUUUUAUCGUUCUUUCAUCAUAUUGUAGAAAAAUAGUUAGAGAACGUGAAAAUUGCACCAAAUUGGAAUUAAUGCAUUUACUUCAC